Messenger RNA from Pangasianodon hypophthalmus (striped catfish), 1698 nucleotides. RefSeq names its product caudal type homeobox 4 (gene cdx4). The transcript is spliced from 3 exons. The record is from RefSeq and is a predicted model, not a curated record. Gene Ontology annotation, biological process: embryo development; anterior/posterior axis specification; cell differentiation. Gene Ontology annotation, cellular component: nucleus. Lineage: Eukaryota; Metazoa; Chordata; Actinopteri; Siluriformes; Pangasiidae. The coding region runs from base 287 to 1108 and encodes 273 amino acids. Gene Ontology annotation, molecular function: RNA polymerase II transcription regulatory region sequence-specific DNA binding; DNA-binding transcription factor activity, RNA polymerase II-specific.
AUGCAAAUCCAGAGGGUUUGAAGUCUUGGCUGACGUCAGGAAGGCCUUGUUAUACGUACAUCAGUGACCACCACCUUGUCAACAGAGUCACAACAUGUUUGAUUGAAGCACGUCAAGGACUACAUCGCAUGACCAGCUUGGAAAUCUUUUUGUUUCUGGACUACCACAUUUCAGAAGAAACCUCUAAUUCUGGCCCUCUAAUUCACUUGAAGCCAUAUCUAGCAUGAUGCAUUGCUAGUAUGUCGUCUUAAAAACAGGUUUUGGGUCCUUUUUUUUCUUGUGAAUCAUGUAUGUUGGAUACCUUUUGGAUAAAGGCGAAGGAAACAUGUAUCACCACCAAGGACCUGUACGGCGAUCUGGUAUCAACCUCCCGCCACAGAAUUUCGUCUCCACGCCACAGUACUCUGAUUUUGGUGGAUACCAUCAUAUGGCCAGCAUGGACACACACUCUCAGGCCGCAGGACCGUGGGCCGCUCCGUACGGAGGUCCGAGGGAGGACUGGGGCGCCUACAGCCUUCCGCCUCCCAAUACUAUAGCAACUCCCAUGAGCAACUCAUCACCGGGACAAGUCUCCUAUUGCUCGCCUGAUUACAACUCUAUGCAUAACCCGGGGUCGGCUGUGCUGCCCCCGCCACCCGACAACAUUCCCGUGGCCCAAAUGUCCCCGGAUAAAGAACGGCGCAACUCUUACCAGUGGAUGAGCAAAACAGUCCAGUCCUCUUCAACCGGAAAAACGAGAACAAAGGAGAAAUAUCGAGUGGUCUACACGGAUCACCAGCGGUUGGAGCUGGAGAAGGAGUUUCACUUUAAUCGUUAUAUUACCAUAAGAAGAAAAUCGGAGCUGGCGGUGAAUCUGGGCCUCUCAGAGAGACAGGUAAAAAUUUGGUUUCAGAACCGCCGUGCUAAGGAGAGGAAGCUGAUUAAGAAGAAGCUGGGCCAGUCAGACGGCAGCAGCGGCUCUGUGCACAGUGACCCGGGCUCGGUCAGUCCUCUGCCCGUCCCCGGCUCGCUCAGUCCCUCGGAUGUGCACGGCUCCGUUUACCCGCCUCCAGGAUUGAACGCCUUACCGUCCAUAAGAAACAUUCAGCAAGUUACGGUCACCCAGUAAACUCGAACUUGGAGCAUCUUACUCCAAAACAUCUGACUUAAAACUGAGCACUCCGACCCGCUGCAAGGACACGACACACAGCGCUCAACGGGAUUCACGCGCUCCAGACCACACGCCCCGGAGCGCGAGCUCGUGGAUUAUAGGAACAGAGGAAUGGAGGUUUUAUUGCAACCAAAGGCUGGAGGCUCUUCAAAUAUUGUUUUAAUAGAAUAGUUUUUUUAAAAUUAAGGAAAAAAAAACGCACGACAAAAAUGUUCGUCUGGUACAAAAAAGCUAAAUAUUCUAUAGUUUUGUUUGUGUUUGAUCGAUUAAGAUAUAAAUAUCAUUUUCUGUAUGUGGUGAGUGUAUGAGUUUUUGUAAAUAAAGUAUCUCAGGUAGAGGCCUACAGUGUUUCUACAGACGUAUGCUGAUCUUCAAACUGUAGGCCUAUUUUCAGUAUUUUCACAUGCGUGGACGAGUUCUGCUACUUUUCAGCGUUUCUUUACAUCAGCACCUUUCCGUUCACAUGCGUGAAUGCAGAUUUCGGAUUUAUGGGUAGAACGUUUGAGUGUAAAUAACGUUCCAAAUGUAAAUAAACGUUUUGAAAAACA